AUGGUCAUUUUUGCAUGUGAGGGGAACGAGAAAAAGAACGAAGGAAAGACUCUGGUUGACCGUCGAUUGGGAUUGGCGUCUCUGUGUGGAGGGUGCUGGCGCGCACGUAUGGAGGGAAAAAACUGUUUUCGAACAAAAUGGUCUCAGUACCCAGUGUACAGCGGGGGUAACAUUGCCUCGUUGCGGCUGCCGGCUCCGCGGGGUACUUCCUCAUCGUCGUUAAUAUCCUCAUCGUCAAGUAAAGAGGCUCUUGUGAUGGCCUGCGGCGACACUGUGAACGUACUUUGGGCAAGUACGGGGGAUCUGAUUGCAUCAUAUAAGCUGCCGCUGGAAGACGUCAUUCUUCGUGUGGAUGCCGUCUCUAUUCUGCACCCAGAAGAGCUGGCAGUUGAAAGUACUAAUUGUGCAGCCAAGAACAAUAAGAGGAGAAUGGUCUGCAAAAAAAAGGAAGGAGCAGAAAGAAAGGCGAAUAAGGAGGAGGUGAACGAAACGUCGCUUGAUCUCUCCCUUCAUGCAUCAGCGCCACCAGGUAGUUAUAUUGCCGUAGGGACUCGAACCCUGCAGGUCUAUGUGCUGCGACUUGACUGUAUCCAUGAGGAGGAAGAUGUAAAGAUGUCUUCAUCGCUGGUGGAUUCUUCUGUUGAUAACAACGGGAGCUUUUCGUGUGUACUUACCCCGUUGCGCAGCUGGACGGCGGCUCAGCAGGCGAUUGCUGUGGUUCAGUUUACCUUCAGUGGAAGACACCUUGUUUCUGGUUCAACAGAUGGCGGAGUGAAAAUAUGGGAUGUUUUUAAUCAUCACCUUACACACAAUCUGCGCAUUCCAUCUGCCAGUCUUGUGCAUUCCGUUUACGUUGACCCUGCGGAAAAAUAUAUUUGUGUGGGAAGCUUUGAAGGCCAUGUGGCGGUUUUUGAUUUUGUUGACAAAACACUGAUAUCACACGGCCAUUUUCACGUGUCGGCGGUAGAAUCCUUAUGUUUAACUCCUAAUAACGAGCAUCUCUUUUCCAUUGGGCGUGACCGCAAACUUGCCAUUUGUACGGUGGAUUCAUCUACUUUGAGGGAGGUGCGUAGCUUUGUCGUGAAGGAGCACGUUUCCAGUGCACUGUUUGAAUCCCCCUUUCGAAUUCAUGUUGGUGCGAUGGACGGGACACUCUCUACGUAUAGCGUUAGUGUCACGGAGCCCUUGCGUCUCUCACGCAGGAUGCGAGGACCUUCGGUGGCUGCUGAUGGACCGCCAGAUGAUGAGUGGGCAAUUCGAAGUUUGCUGGCGGUUCAAAACCCAAAGGGUGUUCACGAGGCAGGGCCUCUGUAUGGUUUGUUAGAUGACGGGAAUUCCUCGUCUCUGUACGCUGCUGAUGCCGCCUUCAAUAUUUCUCAUCUUCUCCCGGACAUGGAAGGGAGCGGGUACUAUGCUUCAUCCACACUGGUGGGGUUUCUAGACCAAGUGCUGGACCUCAAGCCCUUUCCACCAGGAUUUCCGUUUAAACGCAUGGUUGUAACAAACAGCAAAGAUGUGAGGUGCUACUCGACGAGCGGAUGUAUUUCAUCCCAGAUCCUUCGUGGACACAAAGACAUUGUAUUGACCUGUGCCUUUUCUGCAGAUGCUGGAAUAAUUGCCACGGCUGGAAAGGAUUGUGAGAUCCGCUUCUGGUCCACCGCCAAUUGGAAAACCAUUGCAAUUGGUCAGGGAGGCCAUGAGGCCGAUAUCACCUCUAUUGUAUUCAAUGCCAAACAAUCGGAGAGCUAUAUUGUGCUUUUUUCUGUCGGUGUGGAUGAGAACCUGCGUCUCUGGGAUGUCGGGAUGCACGUUCUUCCGGCGCUGCCACACGAUGAGAAGAGGGUUAAAAUGUCAAUAAUCGCUUCUCCCAUUAUCUUCUCGCACCGCUCCGGUAUUAAUGCCGCGCAUGAGGGGCCAAUUCACGCGAUGGCAGUUGCCCCGAAUGAUCAGUACUUGGCAACAGCCGGUAAGGACAAGAACGUUAAUCUGUGGAAAAUCAAUGGUAAAAAAGUUUUUCGAGAUGCUUCUUUGAAGGGUCAUCGUCGUGCAGUGUCUUGUCUUUCAUUUUCACCGUGUGAUCGUGUGUUGGCUUCGGCAUCCAACGAUGGAAGUGUCCGUUUGUGGUCACUUAUUUCCUUGACGUGUGUGAAGACGCUGCAGAUGGACCGCACCCCGGUGUUGCAGGUGGCAUUCUUUAAUAAGGGGACACAACUUGUGACGGGAAAUGCGGAGGGUGUUUUGCGUGUUUGGGCGAUUGCUGAAUCAGAAGUGGUUUGGUCAGGAGAAACACACGAGGACAGAAUAUGGGCGUUGAGUCUUGUGGAGCAGGAGAAUGAGAAUGUCUUGCUGUUAUCUGGAUCUGCAGAUGGUGUGUUGGUGGCCACAGAGGACUACACGUCAGAGGAAGCGGAACGUGUGCGCAGCGAGCGUCAUGAGGUGAUCCUCAAAGAGCAAGAGCUUGCAAACGCCAUGCGCAGGGGUCGAUACACCGAGGCUUUCUUGCUUGCGUUGAAGUUGAAUCAUCCACGGAACCUGCGUCAGGUUAUUAUGAAGUGGUCCGUAAAAGACGCACAGGACUGCGAAACUUCUUUGUGUCGCUCGAUUCUUCCCUCUCUUGGUGAGGAACAAUUGCUGCGGCUCCUUCAGUUUACGCGUGAGUGGGUAAGCAACGCUCGUCAUUGCAGCGUCGCAAGCCUGGUGAUGCACUGUGUCUUGGCGAGUCAUCACUUCACGGAGUUGGCCUCAAUGCCGGCAGUACGCACAAUUUUGGAGGCGCUUCUGGCGUACAUGCAGCGACACAGUCAACGCCUCCACGAGGUGUUGAGGCGGACUUAUUACAUUGACUACGUGACUCGUUCAUUGGGUCCACUGACACUCACGAGCGAACCCCCCUUUAUUCGCGACGUCGCCACUGUGGAUGAUGGGCUGGCGCUGAAAAGGCAACGCGCCGAGGCUGUUUAUUUACUCUCCAAUUCACCUGGAAAAAGGGAGUAA
Molecule: messenger RNA, 2994 nt
Organism: Trypanosoma cruzi
Lineage: Eukaryota; Euglenozoa; Kinetoplastea; Trypanosomatida; Trypanosomatidae
Exons: 1
Coding region: 1-2994 (997 amino acids)
Biological process (GO): endonucleolytic cleavage to generate mature 5'-end of SSU-rRNA from (SSU-rRNA, 5.8S rRNA, LSU-rRNA); endonucleolytic cleavage in 5'-ETS of tricistronic rRNA transcript (SSU-rRNA, 5.8S rRNA, LSU-rRNA)
Cellular component (GO): small-subunit processome; nucleolus; 90S preribosome
Molecular function (GO): U3 snoRNA binding; protein binding
Source: RefSeq, a predicted model, not a curated record